Molecule: messenger RNA, 960 nt
Organism: Prorocentrum cordatum
Lineage: Eukaryota; Dinophyceae; Prorocentrales; Prorocentraceae
Source: the annotation of a GenBank genome assembly
AUGUGUGAAAAUAAGUUUGCCCCAGCUGUUCACACGCCUGCACACCGCAAGCUGGAAGUGAUAGAUGAGCUGGCGCUACCAGAGCGCAGGAUCGGCAAUGCCAACUGGCGAGCAGAUCUAGAGGCCAAGAAGGCCAUCGAGCUGCAUGCACGGCCUUCGGAGGCCGAGGUUUUUCAAGUUGAUGUGACCAUCGACCAGAUGCGCAAGUGCGCACGGCUGAUGGCGAGCGUGCUGCCGCUGUUUCCGCGUGCGUUUCACCAGCGGCCGCCUCGACGUGGGAGACCCACGAAGGUUUUCGACAAGGACAGGGCCGCUGCAAUGUCGGCCGCGGAGCUGGCGAGCCGCGACGGCAGGAGGGAGGCCAAGCGCCCGGUGGCAGACCCGCAGGGCCCCGUGCUGGAGCUGCUGCGGUCGCACGGCGUGCGCAGCCCGGCGGCCUUCUACGACCAGCGGGUCCGCGGGAAGCUCCUGCGCUUCGACAACGUGGGCUCCAAGGCGCCCGCCAGCGCACGCGGCUCUCAGCUGGGAGCGCUGGACCCAGGCUGCGGCAAGAGUUGGAAGGAGCCCGCUGGCAGAGAGCAGUGGCGCCACCUGAGGCACCACGCUUUCGAGCCGCUCCGCAAACUCUGGGAGGAGUACGCCCGGGACCUCUGCCCGGGCGGGGGCGAGGCGUUGGCCCUGGCCCUCGCGGGCGCCGACCUGCACGGCAGCACCCUGCAGGUCGUGCAGUCGAAGAGCCCAGGGUGCGUGGGGCUGCGCGGCACGGUGGUGGAGGAGACGCAGGGCACCUUCCGGAUCAUCACGGCGGCCAGCCAGGUGAGGGUGCUGCCGAAGCAGCAGUGCGUCUUCGAGGUGGCCGUGCGCGGCCAGGCCGUUCGCCUGCUGGGCCCCGCCUGGGCGCACCGGCUCCCCAGCGGCGUGCCGGGGCCGCGGGCCCCUGGGCGCUGGGCCCUGCCGUGA